This is a messenger RNA of Planococcus citri (citrus mealybug), 5422 nucleotides long. RefSeq lists its product as uncharacterized. The transcript is spliced from 32 exons. Gene Ontology annotation, cellular component: plasma membrane. NCBI's taxonomy places the organism in Eukaryota, Metazoa, Arthropoda, Insecta, Hemiptera, Pseudococcidae. Gene Ontology annotation, molecular function: hydrolase activity, hydrolyzing O-glycosyl compounds. The record is from RefSeq and is a predicted model, not a curated record. The coding region runs from base 55 to 4905 and encodes 1616 amino acids. Gene Ontology annotation, biological process: carbohydrate metabolic process.
GUUCAGUAGGACAUCGUGAGGUUCGAUCAAUACAUAAUAUUUAAAUAAAGAUGAAUGCACGUAAUUUACUGUAGUCGUGUUCGAUCAUUUUACGCGAUGUAUUAUGCGUACAGUUUUUUUAUUUUAAGCACGUGUUUCUUGAAUAUUAAAAGUACCGAUGCAGCCGAAAAAUACAAAUACGCGGGAUGUUUCGCAAAUGAUAAUAAAACCAAAUUAUUAAACGAAUAUAAACAAAGUAACAUAAAUCCUUUCACUGCGAGAAACUGUGUGGAUAUUUGCGCUUUGAAAAAUCUUGCUUAUGCAGCAUUAGACAAGUAUCAGUGUCGUUGCGGCAGUUUUCAUCCUUCGAAAAUAGCCCAAAGAAGCGACGUUGAGUGUUAUUAUCAGACCAUAAGAGAUGAAAAAUACAACCCAUCAGGAGAAUCCAGAGUAACAAUUUACGAAACCGGAAUUAUUCCAAAAGGUGAAAAUGCCAUUCCUGCCAAAACGUAUAUGGGAUGUUACAUCGACGAUAAGCCUGACUUUCGGGUUCUCAAAGGAUCUUGGCAAGAAUUCGCUGAUAAUUCGCCAGAUAAAUGCCACAAGCAUUGUUAUAAACAAGGAUUUAGAUAUUUCGGAUUAACUUACAUCAAAGAAUGUAUGUGCGGAGAUACUAUACCCUCUAAAGAUAUCAAGGUUCCUGAGCAAGAAUGCAAUACUCGAUGUUCCGGUGAUGACCAAGAAAUUUGUGGAGGUGGUUGGAGAUUGAGUAUCUACGGAACCGGGAUUACUGAUAUUCCUGAAAAUGGCAGAUUCGUCGGAUGCUUCAAAAACACCAAUAGCACAAAAGGCAGUGAAAUCAAAGGGGAAAUUUCUUUUGAACUGGGCAAAUCCAACAGUAACAGACGCUGCCUGAACUUAUGCGACCAAAAAGGAUUCAAAUAUUCCGGAACUCAAAAAGAUUACUGCACGUGUCUGAAAGAAAUUCCACCAUCGCCGCUGAAACUGGACGAUUUUGCCUGCGAUGUCGACAACUGCCCCGGAGAAAUAAAUGAGAAAUGUGGAAGUAAAGACAAAAUGAAAAUAUUCAAAACAAGAAAUGCUGAAAAUUACGAAAUUCUCGAGAGUAAAUAUCUAGGCUGCUACAAGGAUCAGGCAAACUAUCGUACGUUAGAAGAAGACAAAGAAAUACUCGAACAAAAUUUAACGCCUAAAUUCUGUAACGAGAUUUGCAAAUAUAGAGGCUACGCUUUCUCAGGAAUGGAAGCUGGAAACGAAUGUUACUGCAGUCAUAAGUUCCCAUCGAUAUACGCGAAAACCAAGGAAAGCGAAUGUAACACACCUUGCAGUGGAAAUAGUUCGGAAUUUUGCGGAGGAAAGCUCAAAUUAAGCGUUUACGAUACCGGUCUCCCACAUCCUCAAGCCGAUGUUCAAAGCUGGUACGAAGGGUGUUUCAAAGAUGAAGAUAAAGAUAACAGAAUAUUCAAAGGAUCUUGGCAAGAAUUAGCCAACAACUCUCCAAACGUAUGCCAUAAAUUAUGUUUACAAUCAGGAUUCAUGUACUUUGGAUUGACUUACAUAAAGGAAUGUUUCUGCGGAGAUGAAGUACCUAGUCAUAAUUUAACAGUGGCGGAAACCGAAUGUAACUCGACAUGCGCUGGAGAUUCGACAAAAAUAUGCGGAGGUGGAUGGAAGAUCAGCGUAUACAGAACCGGAUUAACAGAAGUACCAGUGGAUAAAAAUUACAGAGGUUGUUAUCAAAACGAAGGAAACUUGCUGACAGAGUUGAAAUUACAACUUCCUUCAUCACUGAAUCCUAAAAGAUGUCAACGUGUUUGUAAUAUUUACGGAUUCGCUUACGCCGGAUUAGAAAGAGGAGUCGAAUGUCGAUGUGGGCAUAAUUUACCGAGCAGGUUACCCGUUCAAGAUGAUUCUAAAUGCGCCAUGAAAUGUCCAGGAGACGAGACGAAGACCUGUGGCGAGAAAAAUUACAUAAUGAUUUAUCGCACAGCAGUUCCAAAAAUCGAAGCUGUAGAAAAAUAUAAAUACGCAGGAUGUUACGAAACGACCGAAAAAUCAAAAAUAUUGUAUCAAUUUGUGAAAAAAGAUCCUAAAUUGACACCGAACACUUGCGUAGAUUUAUGUUCAUCGAGACAAUUAGCCUACGCUGGAUUAGAAAAGGAUGAGUGUCGUUGCGGUCAAAAUCAGCCACCUGAGCUAGUCAGAAGGAUUGAUGUGGAUUGCGAUCAUCCUUGUCCUGGCGAUAGCAACUCUAAAUGCGGAGGAGAGUCUAAAAUAUCGAUUUAUGAAACUGGCAUAAGUGCAAAAGGUGACGAUGCCAUCCCAGCCAGAAUAUAUUUAGGUUGUUACAAAGACGACAACACCGAAUUCCGAAUCUUAAAAGGCUCGACUCAAGAAUUUCCCGACCUCACGCCAAACAAAUGCCAUCAACAUUGCUACAAACAAGGAUACAGAUACUUCGGAUUAACUUAUAUCAAAGAAUGUUUCUGCGCUGAUCACGCUCCAACAAAAGAAGUCGAACUUUCAGAAAGUGAAUGUGAUUCUCGUUGCAAUGGAGAUCAAAACGAAAUUUGUGGCGGUGGAUGGAGACAGAGCGUAUAUGCAACUGGAAUUACCAAUAUUCCCGAAUAUGGAAGAUCCGUCGGUUGUUUCAAAAACGCUAAUAUCAAGGAAAUUAAACCAGAAGUGACUUUGGAACUAGGUAAAUCAAAUACGAACAGAAAAUGUCUGAAUAUUUGCGACCAAAAAGGAUACAAAUACGCGGGAGUUCAACGAGGAUCGCUGUGUUUGUGCACGAAUGAAGUUCUGCCGCCGACUUUCAAAGAAGAUGAUUACGGCUGCGAAGUAACUAAUUGCGCUGGCGAUCCUACUGAAAAAUGUGGCGCUAAAGAUAAAAUCAAAGUUUUCAGAACUCGACACGCAGAUAAUGGACAAACCAAAGAAGAUCGUAAAUUGGGUUGUUUCCAAGAUCGAGACGAUUUCCGAGUUAUGGAUGAUAGUAAAGUAGUUUAUGAACAGAGUUUGACACCACAAUUGUGUAGAGAUACUUGUAAAUUGAGAGGUUAUGCGUUUUCCGGCGUUCAAUUUGGCACAGAAUGUUACUGCAGUCAUGCAUACCCACCCUUACAUGCAAAAGUGGACGAAGGAGAAUGUAGUACUCCUUGUACUGGUAGCCCAAAUGAUCGUUGUGGAGGUCCCCUUAGGCUGAGCGUAUGGGAUAAUGGUUUGCCUCAUCCCCAAGCUUAUCCUCAUCAAUUCUACAUUGGUUGCGGCAAAGAUGACGUGCCCAGUGACAGAAUGUUGAAAGGAAGUUGGAAUGAAUUGAGUAAUUUAUCUCCCAUCGUUUGUCAUAAACUUUGCGUCAGAACCGGAUACAAAUAUUUCGGAUUAACCUGGAUUAAAGAAUGUUUCUGCGGUGAUGAAGACCCAAACCCAGAUCUCAUUUUGCGUAAUAAUGACGAAUGCUCGAAACAAUGCGGCGGUGAUUCGAAUAUAAUGUGCGGAGGUGGUUGGAGAACUAGUAUUUAUAGGACUGGAUUGGCAGAUGUGGAUACAGAACACAAUUAUAAAGGAUGUUACCUCAACAAUAAUGGCAUCCUGUUGAAUGAUAAGAAAAUUCAAAUGGUUAAAUCGCUUACACCCAAGCACUGCCAAAGCUAUUGUGAUAUGUUAGGAUUUUUGUAUUCCGGUGUACAAGAUGAAAUCGAAUGUCGUUGUGGAAAUUACCUCCCUACCGAUUUAAAACCAGAGGCAGAUGAUAAAUGCAGCAAAAGAUGUCCGGGAGCUCCUACUGAAACUUGUGGACAGAAAAACCACGUGAAAAUCUAUCGCACCACAGUAAUAACCUCAGACAUUGUCACUCCGGAAGAUAAAUCUUCAAACAGCGGCCUGAAUUGCACAGUUUCUCUUACACUCAAAAAUAGACAACAAGUUUGCGUCAACAAGGAAAUAUUUACAGAACCUUUUGAUAAAUUGGAUACUUCCAUAUGGUCUUACACUGUUAAAAUACCUAACGAUCCGGAUUUCGAAUUUGUGACCUAUGAUACAUCUGAUGAAGUAGUCUACGUGAAGCAAGGAAAACUGCUAAUUAAACCCAAAGUACAAGCAGACAGUUACAAUAUCAGAGGUUCGAUCACAUUAAAAGACUGUACAGGUAAAGCAAACACCGCAGAAUGUACUAAAAAAGGACAAAGUUUCAACAUUCUACCUCCAGUUUUAUCUGGACAAAUCACUACGAAGAAAAGUUUCUCAUUUAGAUAUGGAAAAAUCGACGUCAGAGCUAAAUUACCACUUGGUGACUGGAUAGUUCCAGAAAUAUGGCUCACACCAGCCGAAAAUAACUACGGAGAGUAUUAUCAAUCUGGUCAAAUUCGUAUCGCUAUGUCAAGAGGAAAUAAACAAUACGAUUGCACCAAUAAUCACUACGGUCACAGACGUUUAGAAGUUGGAGUCUAUUUGGGUCCUCAAUACGGCGUAAAGCAAAAACUGUUCUAUAAGAUGACUCCAGAUGGUUGGGCAAAUGAUUUCCAUAAUUAUACGGUCACUUGGACACCAGAUAAGAUCUCAUUCCAAGUGGAUGGUGAAGAUUUGGGAGCAAUACAACCUGAAUCUGAUCAGACAGUUCGUCAAAUUGCAGGAUUACCUGAUAACACCGAAUACAUUUACAAAGAAGGAACUAAUAAAUUAGCUCCAUUCGAUAGAGAAUUUUAUAUUACCUUGGGAGUUUCGGUUGGUGGUGUGUCUGAUUUCCCUGAUGUCUGUACAACGACUCCGAAAAAACCAUGGUCCAAUACAGAUCCGAAGGCUAUGCUGAACUUCUGGGAAAAGAGAAAUGAAUGGAAAACUACAUGGGCAGAUGAAAAAUCAGCUCUAUCUGUUGAACAUGUGAAAGUUUGGUCGCUUUGAGCAAACCCACAUACUUGAUAGAUUCCAAUGUCAACGUGAUGAUUUCUUGAUACUCGAUUGGGCAUUUGAUUAUUAAGUAUAAGUGUAGAUAUUUUUUUAAUCACAAUGAAAUUUAUUCAUAAGGUUUUUAUUACCUACCAAUUAUUUCAGUGCUUGAGUACGUCUACCUUAUCUACCCACCACUAAUAUUUUCUAUGUACCUUUGUCUAGGUAUUGUUGUGCCAUUUUAAUAUGCAAUUUUAUGAAAUCCACAUCAUACUCAAGUAUUUUAUAAGUACAAGCUUUCUGUACCUAUAGCUAAUUGUUGUAAUUAUUUUCUUUGUAUGUACCUACUUUUUUUAAUUUUUUUUGAAAUUUAUAUUGGUAUAUUUUAAUACCUUUUUGGUACUGUGAUAAGUAUAUCAUUAGGUAAUUAUUAGAACGCUUUUUCUCUGUGAUCUUAAAUCGAAAUCUAUUUUUACAUUUUACAGUCAACAAAUUUUUAAUAUUUACCACAAUAAACAAAUUUUUACAAAUA